Messenger RNA from Trifolium pratense (red clover), 3449 nucleotides. Its product is annotated as bifunctional epoxide hydrolase 2-like. Lineage: Eukaryota; Viridiplantae; Streptophyta; Magnoliopsida; Fabales; Fabaceae. Gene Ontology annotation, molecular function: hydrolase activity. Bases 171 to 1112 code for a protein of 313 amino acids. The transcript has 5 exons. The record is from RefSeq and is a predicted model, not a curated record.
UGACCUUUGUUUACAAAACAGCAUCUAAAUAUUCACCUCAAUUUGUCUUCAUCUGAAAAUUUAGGAAAUGAGGUAGGUGCUUCAUUUGUUUUAUACUUUUGUUUAUUAUUCUCCUUUUGCAAUCAUAAGUUCAUAACUCUCUCACAAACACACUUCACCCUGCAUCCAAGAUGGAGAACAUCAAACACAGUCAUGUAGAAGUGAAGGGACUAAAGCUCCAUGUAGCUGAGAUUGGAACUGGUGAAAAGACAGUUCUUUUCUUACAUGGAUUUCCAGAAAUAUGGUAUACAUGGAGAUAUCAAUUGAUUGCUGUUGCAAAUGCCGGUUACCGCGCUAUUGCCUAUGAUUCUAGAGGCUAUGGACUUUCUGAUCAUCCAGCUGAACCAGAAAAAGCUACUUCAUUGGACCUUGUUCAUGAAGUCAAAGAUCUUUUAGAUUCAUUAGGCAUCAGCAAGGUUUUCCUUAUUGGUAAGGACUCUGGUGCCAUCGUAGCAAAUCUUGUACCUGUUGUCUAUCCAGAAACAGUAGCUUCUCUCAUUACUUUAGGCAUUCCUUUCAUGAAUCCUGGUCCUUCUGCUAUCCAAAACGAUCUUCUCCCAAAAGGCUUCUACAUUACUAGGUGGCAGGAACCUGGGAGAGCAGAAGCAGAUUUUGGCCGCUUUGAUGUUAAGUCGGUUAUAAGGAACAUCUAUAUUCUCUUUUCGAAAAGUGAGGUGCCAGUAGCAAAUGAUGAUCAAGAAAUCAUGGACUUGUUUAAUCCUUCUACUCCCCUUCCACCAUGGUUCUCUGAGGAAGACUUGACAGUUUAUGCAUCACUCUAUGAAAAAUCUGGCUUCAGAUUUGCAUUGCAGGUUCCAUACAGAUCUCUCACAGUGGAAAGUGGCCUAAUCGAUCCUAAAGUCAAUGUUCCCGCACUGCUGAUCAUGGGCGAGGAAGACUAUUGCUUCAAGUUUCCUGGCAUGGAAGACUACAUCAGAAGUGGGGUGGUGAAAAACUUUGUGCCAAACUUGGAAACUAUAUAUAUUCCAGAAGGAAGCCAUUUUGUUCAUGAACAAUUCCCAGAGAAAGUGAACAAGCUCAUCAUUGAAUUCCUUGACAAACAAACUAUCUGAAUGACAGAUAAUUCCCUUGUGCUUGUGUGGUUUGAGUGUGAUUUCUAUUCUGUGCAUUGUACCUCCCAUUCCAAUAAGUGAUUUGAGCAAGAACUCUGUAGGAUUUUAUUCUACAAUCAUAAACAUUUUCUACAAUGAGAUUCCUUUUAAUUUGGCAAAUAUUAGUUAAUAUUCUGUUGUAGGCGAGGACCACACUAUCUUUCUCCUAAUCACUUUACUCCGUAACUAUCUGGAUCCAAUCAUCGAACCAAUCUUAUAUCUAACGGUCCACAAUGAGAUAAAAAGGAUUACAAUCAUAAUUUGAGGACUUUUUGAAGAAUGAAAUUUGAUGAUCUAUCUAUAAAAAACUCAAUAAUCAUUGUUACAACAGAAACCAUUGCCCAGUUUCUUUCUAAUUUAAUUUCUGCUGCAGUUUACUUUCACAAGUUUCAAAGAGAAAUGCUAAUAAUACACACUUUUGAACAAUAACUGGUGCUUAAAGUUAAAGUAAAAUAAAGACACCUAGAUUUCAUCCCUAAGAUAAUUGCACAGUGAAAUGGUUGCAUUGAAAACUAACUAAAACAAACAAAAGUCUUAACUCAUAGCUAAUAAACUGCCAAAUCAGUAUACCGCGUUUGAAUUGAUGAGUUUACUUAUAAAGUCAUGUGGAUGUAAUUCAUUCUAUAGUCUAUACAUUUGUCAAACAAGUAUAUACUUUAGCAUUUUUUAGCAACCACUCAUUCCCUUAUCAUAACAUUUAUUAAACCUCACACAUGUAACAUCUUAUAUUUAAUAUUCAAUAAACACAAUUUGGCAACACUUUCUCUUUCAAUCUCAGUCCUUUCCAAAUGCCUCAACUUAAGCUACUUUUCAUUCUUCUUCACACUGUAAACAUAAUUAUAUGUUGUGUUUCCACUACUGAAUUUGUCUAUAAUACAAACUUCAACUCAACAAAUAUUAGCCUAUAUGGAAAUGCAACCAUUCAAAAUUCCAUUCUCACUCUCCUUAAUGAUACUUCCACUUCCUUCUCAAUAGCUCGUGCUUUUUACCCUCACAAAGUACCUACAAAACCCCCAAACUCUUCCACACUUCUCCCCUUUGUUACUUCCUUCAUUUUCGCGGUUUCUCCUACCAAACACUUUAUCCCAGGACAUGGCUUUGCCUUCAUAUUCACAUCUUCAAGAGAUCUAAAUGGAACAACAUCAACCGAGUAUAUCGGUUUACUCAAUUUCAACAAUGAUGGUAACUCUAACAACCAUGUUUUUGCAGUUGAAUUUGAUAUUGUUAAAAACGAACAAUUCAACGAUACAAAUGAUAAUCAUGUUGGUAUUGAUGUAAACUCGCUUACAUCUUUAACUUCACAUGAGGCUGGCUACUGGGGUGGAAAAUAUGGCAAUGAAUUUAAGGUGCUGAAGAUGAAAAGUGGAGAAAACUAUCAAGUAUGGAUUGAGUUUAACCAUUCUCGUCUAAACGUUACAAUGGCUCGGGCAGGGCGAAAGAGGCCUCAUGUGCCUCUUAUCAGUAUGAAUCUUAACCUUUCUGGGGUUCUUAUGGAUGAAACUUAUGUUGGAUUCUGUGCAGCCAAUGGGGUGAAAAAAGAUAGUGUUAAGAUUCUUGCUUGGAGCUAUAGUAAUAAGAAUUUUUCAAUUGGUGAUGCUUUAGUUACACACAACUUGGCUUCAUUUGUCCCUCAAAAAGGAUGGUUUUCUGGAGGAAAUGCUAUAGCUGUAGAAAUAACUAGUGUUGUGUGUGUAUUAAUUAUCAUUGGUUGUGCUGCGUUAUUCAUUCUCUAUAGGGGAAAUAAAGAAGAAGAGAUUGAAGAUUGGGAAAUAGAGUAUUGGCCACAUAGGAUUAGUUUCCAAGAGAUUCAUGCAGCAACAGGAGGGUUCUCUGAAGAGAAUGUGGUUUAUGUAACAGGGAACAAAAGUGUACAUAAAGGGAUGUUGCAAGGAGUUGAAGUCGCGGUCAAGAGAAUCCCUCACCAAAGAGAAGGGAUGAGAGAGUUUUUGGCUGAGGUUUCAAGCAUAGGAAGAUUGAAACACAGAAAUUUAGUAGGAUUUCGAGGUUGGUGCAAAGAAGACAAAGAAAACUUGAUUCUAGUGUAUGAUUUCAUGAACAAUGGAAGUUUAGACAAAUGGAUAUUUGAGUGCGAAGAAGGAAAGAUGCUAACAUGGGAAGAGAGGGUUAAAGUUUUGAAAAAUGUAGCCGUGGGGAUUCUAUACAUGCAUGAAGAUUGGGAAGUUACGGUCUUGCAUAGGGACAUCAAAGCAAGCAAUGUUCUACUUGACAAGGACAUGAAUGCUAGAUUGGGGGAUUUUGGUUUGGCUCUUAUGCAUGAGCAUCAUGGAGAAGUGGCUA